AUGAGCUUGGGUCUCAUGGUUGGUAGUUCAAUGGAACGCCUCCCCGUGGACCCCGCUCAAACCCGCUCGAGGGUGAGGCAGCAUUGGACCCGACAAAUGAACAUAGGUCUCAUCAAUGCUUACUAUGAAAUAACAGAAGGAGAAACAAAGACGAGGAAAUACGCUGACCAACUAGCAGAACGAUGGCGGAAUAUGUAUCCUGACAAAGUGCUCACAGGAAAACACCUCAUAGCGCAAAUCAGAAAUAUCAAGACGCGAAAACUGUUGGCACCGGACGAAUUAGAGGCUCUCAAGGCCGCGGCAAUUAGCCGAUCACCAGCGGCAAAUAUCCGUAAUAUCAGGAGAAGCUUGCUAAGAAGAAGUUCCAUAAGAGCACCACAACUCAGACCCGAAGAAAGCGAUGAGACAGAUCAAGUGGAGGAACUGAACAUACUGGAUGAAGUUACCGAUGAUACAUUCCAUCUGUUCCAAGAAAUCAGGCUCAAAUGGGAGGGCACAGCCUUUGAGGUUAGACCAAAAAUCUCUAGAGUGAAAAAUAACCCAGAAUCAAGGAACUUGAUACAGCUUCUCGAUGCUGCCUUGAAAGACACGAUCCAGGCAUCCGCGAAUCUAGAAGAACUAAGCCAUAUUGUCUACAGUGCGGCUAUCACAGCCAACACCAUCCAACAAACAACAUCGAAAAUACGACAACGAGGACAUGGCCAACAGGGUAAACCUCCUUGGGAGAGCAGACUGGAGGAGAAGAUCAAGAAAUUAAGGAAGGAAAUAGGAAGUUUGCAAGCAUUUCUGAACACCCAGAGACCAAGCAGAAAAUUAGAAAAGAAAGUGCAGGAAUAUGCCAAAAAAGCAGGACUGAAAAGAAAAGAAAUUGAUUACCGUGUAAAACUUCGAACUCGCUUGGAGAUGCUGAAACAAAAGAUAGCUGCACUGGGCAACAGAAUAAGGAGGUACCACAAGAGAACUCUGAGAUACCGGCAGAACAACCUCUUCUCCAACAACCAGAGGGAAUUCUACAGAGGACUCGUAAAGGAAAAGGCAGAAAAAACAGAUUCACCAACACCUGAAGAGAUGGCAGAGUACUGGUCCAAAGUGUGGUCUCAGAGUACCAGUCACAACGAAAAUGCCGUCUGGAUCAAGACCGAGGAGGAAGAACAACGAGAUCCUCGGGAAAUGGAUGCAGUGAACAUCACAGAAGAGCACAUACGGAUCACAGUCAAGAGGAUGAAAAACUGGACUGCCCCGGGAGUCGAUGGCAUCCACAACUACUGGUGGAAAGCACUGAAAUCAACCCACCUAGUAUUAGCACGGCUUAUCAAGGGAGCACUCGAACAACCACACAUCAUUCCAACAUACCUCACACAAGGCAUCACCUACAUGAUACCCAAGAAAGGAGAUCUAAAGAAGCCAGAAAACUACCGCCCUAUAACGAGCUUGCCAUCGCUCUAUAAGAUAAUGACUUCCACCGUGUCCCAUCAGAUUGACACUCACCUCAAGAGAAAUAACAUUAUGACGUGGGAACAGAACGGAUGCAAGAACAACGGUAAAGGAAGCAAAGAACUUUUGAUAGUCGAUAGGACGAUCACAAGACAGGCAAAAACACGAAAGAAGAACAUCUCGAUGGCCUGGAUUAACUAUCAGAAAGCAUACGAUUCUGUACCCCAUUCAUGGCUGAUAAAAAUCCUGAAAAUAUACAAGGUAAAUGAACAGAUCAUCCGCCUUCUUCAGUUCCUCAUGUCCACCUGGAGAACAAAGAUAACAGUGGCUGGACACUCAACACCAGGCCACACCGUCAAAAUAAGGCGAGGCAUAUUCCAGGGAGAUGGCUUUAGCCCGCGAUGGUUCUGCCUUGCUCUUAAUAUCCUCAGCAAGCUCCUCAAUAGAUCAGCGUAUGGCUACUCCAUGAACGAAUCAGUAAAACUUAGUCACCUGUUUUACAUGGACGACAUAAAACUUUAUGCAAGAGGAAGGAAACAGCUUGAGGGAGAAAUAGAACUUGUCAGAAGGUUCAGUGAUGACAUAGGAAUGUCGUUAGGACUGGACAAAUGCGCCAUGGUGGAGGUUAAACGGGGAAAGAUGGUGACAGAAGGAAAUAAUAAUAAUAAUAACAGAUCUUUAUUUCAAAUCAUUCCCAACCUACAUACAGGAAAAAAACGAAACGAAAUAGUGUCACAAAAGUUGAGAGUCUACCCUACAAAAUCUCCCAGGGUAUAA
This is a messenger RNA of Coccinella septempunctata (seven-spotted ladybird), 2211 nucleotides long. RefSeq lists its product as uncharacterized. The record is from RefSeq and is a predicted model, not a curated record. Lineage: Eukaryota; Metazoa; Arthropoda; Insecta; Coleoptera; Coccinellidae. The transcript has a single exon. The coding region runs from base 1 to 2211 and encodes 736 amino acids.